UGUUUUUUGGAAACCUUAGCAGACGACAGAAUGAACUGCAAAGUACUAGCUGUUUUGUCUUGCAUCGGCAUUGUUGUGUGCAGCAAAUCCGAAACUUACAAGAACCGCCACCACCUGCGUGAUGACCUUAUGUACAAGUACGAGAAAGACGUCAUGCCCGACAGUAUCGACGGUAACGCGGUCAACGUAUCAAUAGGCGUCGAUCUCCUACGAAUCAUUGACAUGGAUAACCAGAUUCUUACGUUGGAUACAGUCAUAACAGAGAUUUGGCAGGCGGAUAAUCUCAAGUGGAGGCCUGGUCACGUGGGUGGCUUAGAAGAGAUCAGGCUGCCCUCUGACCUUAUCUGGAAGCCCGACCUCGCUUUGGCUGACGGGGCCGGGAAAACGGUCUUUAUUAAAUCCGAGGACACCAAUGUCAUCAUCAACUCUAGCGGAUUCGUAAGCUGGUACCCUCCUGUGAAAACCAAGACGUUCUGCUCUUACGGCGAAUUACAGAACGGCGAUGAAAUCGAGUGUCACUUGACGUUAUACUCCUGGACCCACAGCACCUCUACGCUCGACCUUAAACUACAGGCUGAUGAGAUGGACACCAGCAACCUCGAUGUCGACUUCAAUCCUCACUGGAAGUUGGUCUCGACGCAUGCCGACGUCAAACACAAAGUAUACAGCUGCUGUCCCGAAUCGUACGCACAGGCUUCAUUCACGUUUCGCCUCAGAUACGUCGCCUAGAUGUGGACAACCAAACCAUUAUAUUUACGCAUUAUUGUUUGUCACAGACUUCUUAGGUCUUAUAACACGCUGAUAUAUGAACGUCAACGUUGAACCAGGACAACAUGUAAACAGCGGUCAGAUAAUACCAUAGCAAAGAUUUAUCAGGACGUCAAUAUAAGCACAUCAACAGUGUUAAUGGCUAUUUGCAUUCAAAACUAUUAAAACUUCAGGUCGAUUUAACCAUGUAGUAACAAACAUUUUAACAGACAAUUCAUGAUUCAAAAUAACAUUUACAAUAGACCUCCAAAUCACUUUAACCGUUCAGUCGGAACCCGUUGGCUCGAACUCGCUUGGCUCGAAUUCCUAGUUGGCUCGAACUGUAUGUAAAGGACCGAUUUCUUUAAAAUGAAUGUAAGCAUUCCCGCUUGGCUAGAUUUUUCGCUGGGACUUCGAGCAAACGGGGUUCGACUGUAAAAAAACUCAACGUGUACUUACAUUUUAAUAUUACAUUAAUAUGCAGCGUAUUGUGAACAAAAUCAUGUACUUUAUGUGCAAUAAAAUAUACACAAAUGA
Molecule: messenger RNA, 1284 nt
Organism: Mya arenaria
Lineage: Eukaryota; Metazoa; Mollusca; Bivalvia; Myida; Myidae
Product: neuronal acetylcholine receptor subunit alpha-10-like
Exons: 4
Coding region: 31-729 (232 amino acids)
Biological process (GO): regulation of membrane potential; nervous system process; signal transduction
Cellular component (GO): postsynaptic membrane; neuron projection; synapse
Molecular function (GO): acetylcholine-gated monoatomic cation-selective channel activity; transmembrane signaling receptor activity
Source: RefSeq, a predicted model, not a curated record